This is a messenger RNA of Homarus americanus (American lobster), 4161 nucleotides long. RefSeq names its product protein lap4-like (gene scrib). Gene Ontology annotation, molecular function: protein binding. Gene Ontology annotation, cellular component: adherens junction; postsynaptic membrane; postsynaptic density. The transcript has 27 exons. The record is from RefSeq and is a predicted model, not a curated record. Lineage: Eukaryota; Metazoa; Arthropoda; Malacostraca; Decapoda; Nephropidae. Gene Ontology annotation, biological process: neurotransmitter receptor transport postsynaptic membrane to endosome; neurotransmitter receptor transport, endosome to postsynaptic membrane. Bases 16 to 4146 code for a protein of 1376 amino acids.
UGAGAAAUACGUGAAAUGUUCCAGGAAAGUACUUUAAAUAACAGUGCAUUAAUUAUUAACGUGUGUGCUAUUGACAAUUUUUUUUCUCCCGCAGACAUCCCGGACAUCCCCGACAACAUAAAGAACCUGAAGGCCCUGCAGGUGGCCGACUUCAGUAGCAACCCCAUCCCCAGACUUCCUGGCGGUUUCACCCAGCUGAAGAAUCUGACUGUACUGGGGCUCAAUGACAUGUCCCUCACCAACCUACCUUAUGAUUUUGGCUGUUUGGUAAACUUACAAUCAUUGGAACUAAGAGAAAACUUGCUCAAAGGCCUACCAGAAUCAGUCUCCCAGCUUACAAAGCUGGAGAGACUGGACAUUGGAGACAAUGACAUAGAAGAAUUGCCCCCUCACAUAGGAGACUUGCCAGCUCUGCAAGAAUUAUGGCUUGACCACAAUCAGAUAUCUCACCUUCCUCCGGAGACAGGCCGCCUCAAGAACCUUCUGUGUCUUGAUGUCAGUGAAAACCGCCUGGAGGAUGUGCCCGAGGGACUUGCCGGUCUCACAAGCCUCACUGACCUCCACCUCUCCCAGAACCUCAUAGAAAGCCUCCCUGAUGGUAUAGGAGCUCUCACAAAGCUCACCAUAUUCAAGGUGGAUCAGAAUCGACUCAUGGUCUUAAAUCCCAACAUUGGCAAGUGUGAGAACCUACAAGAACUUAUCUUGACAGAAAACCUUUUAACAGAAUUGCCUGACACCAUAGGCAACCUUACCAAGCUUACAAAUCUCAAUGUUGAUCGCAACAGAUUAAAUGAACUUCCAGCACAAAUUGGUAAUUUGGUAAACUUGGGUGUCUUAUCACUACGAGAUAAUCGACUUCAGUAUCUUCCUCCUGAAACGGGCAACUGCUGUGAACUUCAUGUCCUUGAUGUUUCAGGCAAUCGGUUGCAAUAUUUGCCGUUGACCAUCACUGCCCUGAACCUUAAGGCUGUGUGGCUUAGUGAAAAUCAGGCUCAACCUAUGCUUAAUUUCCAGACUGAGGUUGACGAAGCUUCUGGUCAAGAAGUUCUCACGUGCUUCCUCUUACCCCAGCAAGAAUACCAACAUGAAAGCCCAGAGUACGCCUGUGGUAUGGCUGGUAGCGAGGGCAGGCUGUACCGCACUGGCGACCUGAGCACCGAUAAUUUGACCGCCAUCGGCCCCGCAGCAAGUGUAUGGGCGCAAGAUGACGAUGUGAGCUGGGACGCCAACGAUCAGCACGAAGUGUCACGAGUUUCUGUCGUCAAAUUCCGGGAUGAUGAAGACCCUGAGGAAGGAAAGGAGCAAUUAUGCAAACGACUGGUGGAAACACUGAGCAACUUCGUGCGCCACAACACUCCACAUCCAAGGGAUUUGAAGUUACGUGCAGAAAAACUAUUUGGUAAAGGUGGCAAAUCAAGUGAAGGACCACUAGUAACAGCUGGGGAGCUCACGGACAAAGGUGAAGUUUUUCGUCCCCAUCGAGUCCCUCCAUCAUCACCACUACCAGGGCAGACAAAGCAGGAGGUGAAGGAGAUUGCUGCUGAAGUGGUACUUAGGCCAAAACAUCAGCAGGAGGUGCGCAUAGAGACAGAAACAUCUGCAUGUCAGGAGACACCUGUUGGAGAAGAAAGUGGUGAUGACAACAGUCUGAUUGAAAGUGAGAAACAUGUGGGCUUUUCCUUGUUGAGUGAAACUGCAGAAGUUAUAGAAGAAAUUCAAGAAGAUCAUGAGAGGCCGAGCCGUCUACAGCGAAGAGACACACCUCACCACCUCAAAAACAAACGUAUCAGCCCUACCACAAAGAAUGCAGACUUGGAGAAAGUUGCUUCCAUCAUCGCUCAGCCACUGCGAAGUGAAUUGCGCAGACAGGCAUUGCAGCGUGGAGAUGGUAGUGAAGGAAACAGCAAUCAUGAUCAAGCUGCUUCAGAAUCUGACGCUGAAAUUCGUUCCAUCGUCUCAGACUCGGGCCCCUCAGUAGUUGUUGAGGAGAAGAAGAUGGAAGUGAACGUUGAACGGACAACUGGUGGCCUUGGUCUGUCUAUAGCUGGAGGCCGGGGAUCAACGCCAUACAAGGGGGAUGAUGAGGGGAUUUUCAUCUCACGGGUUACUGAUGCCGGACCAGCCUAUCUUGCUGGAUUAAGAGUUGGAGAUAAAUUGCUCAUGGUAAAUGGGCAUGAUGUAGAAAUUUGUGACCACUAUGAAGCAGUUAAUAUAAUGCGAGAGGCAGGAUCUCAGCUGAGACUUGUAGUUUCACGAGAAGUAACUAGAAUUGUUCCAGAAACGAAAAAUAAUCAAGUAGAGCCUGUCGCUAAUCAUGUGGUGACACAAGGAGUAAUAAGCACUUCAGCUCCUAGUCCAGUUUCACAACAGAGUGGUCUUCAACAGACUGCACUGACAGAUGUAACAGCCAAUCAUGUGGACAUGGUGAUCAAUGGUCAUAGUGAUUCACCAGCUGUUAAUGGAGAGCAUCCUCGGAUAAAUGGUGAUGCUGAACCUAAUGGCGAAAUGGAGCACUAUGACAAAGAGAACUUCCCGACGCAGAUCCUGACGGAAACCAUCUACACUACUCUCAUGAGGGAUCACAAUGGCUUGGGCUUCAGCAUAGCAGGAGGGAGAGGAGCAGCACAGUUCAAAGAUGGAUCAGAUGCUAUCUUCAUAUCCAGAAUAACAGAAGGUGGAGCAGCAGCUAAGGAUGGAAAACUACGGGUUGGGGAUAGAGUUAUAUCUAUUAAUGGUGUAGAUUUGGAUGGGGCUCGCCAUGAUCAAGCUGUGUCAAUGUUGACUGGCCUGGAGCGCUUUGUACGUUUAGUAGUUCAUCGUGAGACUUUAGUUCCCCCUGGUCAGGGUAACAGUAACAAUUCUAAAUCAUCUCCGAGAGUCUUCGGUGCGCCUCGACCAUAUACUGGACUAUACAGUGCGGGUUCAUACAUGGCCAAUCGCCCAAGCUACACAGGUUAUAGACGUGCUCAGCCAGGUGGGCGAUUAUCAGGCUCAAACUUACCAGAUGCCAACCAUAGCCCUCAUAGUAGUCCUGUUGGAUCUCCAGCCACAAUAACCAAACAGCAACAACAACAACAGCUAACUGGUCUUGCAGAUCCAACAGCAUCACUAGCAGUCAACACUGGAGGGACCAUCCCAACUGGCACCACCCAGGUAGCCCCACAUCGACCCCUCACUAAUGAUGAUUUUCAGGCCAUGAUUCCACAGCAUUUUCUUCAAGGUGGUCGAGCACAAGAUGAGGAUAAUUCCUCGGUGCAUGUAAAAGUCAACUUGCCAUCGGACCACACCCCCAUGGGUGUGUCUUUCCCUCCUCCACCCACCAAGUUAGGGAAGGUCACAGAGACCGUCACCAAAUCCCUGCUCACCGAGACAGUAGUAACACGGAUCACUGACAACAAGCUGGGCCAUGUGCCUCUUGUGGUUGAGGAAGUAGUGUUGUAUAAAGAUGGAGGACCAUUAGGGCUGAGCAUUAUUGGAGGAUCAGACCAUUUCUGUGUUCCAUUUGGUACUUCAGCUGAUGAUCCAGGAGUAUACAUAUCAAAAAUCACAGCAGGUGGAGCAGCCCAUAAAACAGGGAAGCUUCGUAUGGGAGAUCGUAUCUUAGCAGUUAAUGGGACUGACAUGACAGGAGCAUCCCAUCAAGAAGCUGUCAUGGCACUUCUUAAUCCACCCAAUGAAAUAGUACUAUCAAUCCGACAUGACCCGCAGCCCAAAGGGCUUAAGGAGGUAAUCAUCAAGAAGUUAGCCGGUGAAAGACUGGGGAUGAACAUCAAGGGUGGCGUACAAGGCUCUCCUGGAAACCCGCUAGACAAGUCUGAUGAGGGUGUAUUCUUAUCUAAAAUAAACUCCAAUGGAGCAGUUCACAGAGAUGGCAGACUGAAGGUUGGUCAAAGGGUGUUGGAGGUAAAUGAACACUCUCUGUUGGGGAUCUCUCAUGAGGAAGCUGUAAAUAUAAUGCGCACUGCCGGCUCCACCAUCAGACUUGUUGUGUGUGAUGGCUACGACAAUCAACUGGUACAACAGAUGAAGAAUGAGGGACGUUUGGGCCAUGAGUCUCGUAGCACCAGUCAAAGUGUCACUUCUCUUGACAGAGAAGAUCGUGAUACCAACCAAACACAAGUAAUUAAAAUUAAAAAAUUUUUUUAGUGUAGGCUAUUUUGU